Molecule: messenger RNA, 747 nt
Organism: Aspergillus homomorphus CBS 101889
Lineage: Eukaryota; Fungi; Ascomycota; Eurotiomycetes; Eurotiales; Aspergillaceae
Exons: 2
Coding region: 164-478 (104 amino acids)
Source: RefSeq, a predicted model, not a curated record
CCCUCCUUUCCUGGAGCCCUGAUGUCAAAACUUGAAUCUUUCCGUCUUCGCCGCUGGUUGGUACUGUCAUAUCUUUUCAUCCGGCGGUAUGACAAACCGGAAAAACCGCCAUUUACUCUCAGACUUCAGCUGUCUUCGCAUGAAGGCUCUCAAACAGUCAACAAUGAUCAGGCAGAGACCACAAGUCUCGCUUUCUCAGAGACCAGCUGCAUGCUUUUAUAUCCGGUUCCCUAAUAACGAUUACUAUCGUGCUAUAUAUGUGAAGGAGCGGACAAUAGUCGAGUUACAAUCUCAAAUUUCGCGAAAGGCACAGAUCAAUAUUUGCCGCAUAUUCUUCCAGAUAUCUGCAGGCCGAAAGCGGCUAGCGAACGACGAACUCCUUCGACAAAUUCCUGACGGUCAGGACAUUAUUGCGGAAUUUGGGGAUACUAUGUAUAUCGAUCGUGGCAUUGAUGUUGUAUUGAUGUUUCGCUCAUAAUUGCGGGCACUCCAGGGCACGGAAGCGAGUUACAACUCGAAGUGUUGUUUCACAUGGAUAGUCUCUACAGUCCGCCGUACUCAUCAGGUAAUGGAAAUCCCUUGAAUCCUUACGUAAUCACCGAUAACUGGUUAUUGACCAUCAAUCAACUCAAGGUGUUAUACGCAGCGGUUCAAGGUAUCGUUCCAAGCAGAUUCAACUCAAUUAUUGCUUCCGAGUCUGUAUAGAAGUUACUAGCGGCCCAAAUACACUGGACAUAAUACCAGUUC